Molecule: messenger RNA, 760 nt
Organism: Chara braunii
Lineage: Eukaryota; Viridiplantae; Streptophyta; Charophyceae; Charales; Characeae
Source: the annotation of a GenBank genome assembly
GGAGUGUGAGUCCCAUGUACGGUCGCGACCCCUCACACUUCGAUUGCUUGUCACAUGGUUUCCGUUGCGAGAAUUCGCGACGCCAUUGCUCGAAAUGACGUCGAGGAGAUGGGCCUUGUAUUCUUGCAUGCUCUCCCCUCGCCGGACGGACCAGCCGCGUCACCGCCGGACCCACGCAUUUCUCACCUCUUGGACGAGUAUAGAAACGUCUUUGAGGCGCCCACCGGAACGGUUCCGGAUCGGCCCAUACGUCAUGGGAUCACUCUCGAGGCGGGCGCCGUCCCUCUGCGUGGAUGUAUCUACCACAUGAGCGAAGAGGAACUCGAAGUGCUUCGCCCACAACUCGAUGACCUUCUCGACAAGGGCUGGAUUCGCCCUAGUUGCUCGCCAUACGGUGCACCUGUUCUCUUCGUCCGGAAGAAGAACAAAGAUCUACGGUUAUGCAUCGACUAUCGGAAACUUAACGCACAAACCAUAAAGAACGUCGGCCCUCUCCCUCGGAUUGAUGAUCUCCUUGAGCAGUUAGGCGGCGCGACGUACUUCUCGAAGUUGGAUCUGAAGUUAGGUUACCACCAGAUUGAAAUCCAGCCUCAAGACCGGUACAAGACCGCGUUCAAGACGCGGUAUGGGCAUUUUGAGUGGGUBGUCAUGCCAUUUGGCCUCACCAAUGCCCCCGCAACGUUUCAAGCAGCGACGACGACUGAGUUUCGCGACUUGCUCGAUCGCAGCGUCCUCAUCUACCUUGAUGAUAUCUUGGUUU